GUUUUCCCGGCGAAAAAAGGCACAAAGAGGCAUUCGAAGCACAUUGUAUCUGAUUCAAUGUGUUAACCGAAGCAUUUAGACGGUUUUCCGAAAAAGUGACCUGUUAGCCGUCAGUUACCCUUUAAUGCCUGACUUAAUACAAGCUGCUGGUGAUGGCAUGAACAAAGCUCGACCCUGUUAAGAAUGUUGCCAAACCUUGAGCGGAAGGAACUUAUCGGAAGCGGGAGUUUUGGGAACGUUUACAGAGCGGAAUUGGAUGGUAAACCAGUAGCAGUGAAAAUCCUUCAUGAACGCUACUUCAGAGAACCCCACAGCAACAACGAAUGUUUGAAGAAGUUCAAAGCGGAAUGCAAAAUUCUUCAAAAACUCCAGCAUAUGAACGUGGUUACGUUAUUGGAUUUUAUCAUUUCACAUGCUUCACCGCCAAUGCUGAUAACUGAACUCUUGGAUUGUGACUUAAGAAAGUAUAUUCGUGAUUGUCAUCCCGGGAAGAUUCCAUUUUCAGAAACUGUCUCGAUUAUGUUAGACGUGGCGAAAGGUCUCGCGUAUCUUCAUCAUGAGCAUAAUCCACCGAUAGUUCACCGAGACGUGGCCAGCAAAAACAUACUUCUUACCAAAGAAAGGCAGGCAAAGAUUGCUGACGUCGGUCUUGCCAAAGUGCUUCCAAAAGGCGAACAAAAUUAUUGUUCUCCUGUGCCCGGAACGCCAGCUUAUGCUGCACCAGAAACGUUUCACCCCGACUAUGAUCCAAGGUUUUUUAUGUCAAGGAAAGGCCGAUCGCCUGUCGAAUAUGGCACUAAGAUUGACAUCUUUUCACUCGGAAUCGCUUUGAUGGAAGUUAUAACUGGAAAGCUACCUAAUCCUCAGCCAGGUGCUAGUCCAUUUACGAGCGAUGGUGAACAGAUCCUAGAAAAGGAUCGUCGUAAAGGUGACAUCAAGAUGAUGGGUGAGCACAAGCUGAAGGAAAUUGUGUUUCUCUGUAUAGAGGAUUCCAGUGACAAAAGACCUAGUGCUGAGAAGCUCACUGAAAUGCUUCGACAAGAAUGUUCAAAAAUCGAGCAGAAGAAAAUUAUUGCAAACAGAGCUGUAGGAGAAAUCCCAGUUAUUGAAGUCACAGUUCUCGGGAUAUCAAAUGUGGGAAAGACAUGUCUUAUUUCAAGAUUUGUUAACCACAAGUUCUCUGAGAGAGUAGCUCCCACAUAUGGUUGUGAUCACAAACACGUUUCCAUCAAAAUCCAUAGUAAAGACUUUACAUUGAGAGUUGUAGAUACUGCUGGACAGGAAAGAUUUCGCCGUUCCAUCACUCCAACACUAAUUCGGCGGUCUCAGGGAAUCCUCCUCGUAUAUGACGUGAACAACCCUUCUUCUCUCUCGGAAGGUGUUCCUGAAAUGUUGCAUUUUAUCAAUCGGGAAAGACCUGACAUUCCGAGUUUGCUUUUAGUGGGCAAUAAGGCAGAUUUGAUGGAAAGCGAGCAGAGUGAACUUGUUGUUUCUAAGGAGGGUGAACGUUUUGCUCAAAAUUAUGGAAUUCCCUUCAUUGAAACCAGUGCACAAAGUGGAAAAAAUGUUGAAAAAGUGUUUGAAAUGAUUGCAGAGAAUAUCUAUGAUUAUUUGGAUUUGUCUGAUAUUGAUACCUUUAUCUCAAAUGGCAGAAGAGAUGCAAUCACAGUCAUGAAUGAUCCUCCACGUGAACGAGGUUUCCUUGAGAAGAUUGGUGACUGCUUUAGGUCUGGGUGGAACUGGUUCAAAGAAAUUUUCAAUAGUGGCAGAGAUGAUUGACAAGAUGGAAAUAACCACUCACAAGAUUGAAUUCUUCAUUAUCUUUGGACUGUCCCAAGGGGCGCAUGUUCUCUACAAUAGGAGCUCGUUCAUUUUAUGCCCCCACACUGUGGAACAGCCUUCCAGCAAAUAUUCAGGAAAUACCAUCACUCAGCAUUUUUAAGAAAAAACUUAAGACACAUCUUUUUAAUUAAGCUUACAACAAGUAACUUUUCUUGGGGGUGGUCAAUUGUGUAUUUUUAGUAUUAGGUUUUAAAGAUAUUUCUUAUAAUUCAUUGUAGUUGCUGUAUUUUUACAUAUAUUUUUAAAUUUAUGUAAAGCGCUUUUGAUCAUUUUAAUGUUAAA
Molecule: messenger RNA, 2124 nt
Organism: Pocillopora damicornis (cauliflower coral)
Lineage: Eukaryota; Metazoa; Cnidaria; Anthozoa; Scleractinia; Pocilloporidae
Biological process (GO): protein phosphorylation; necroptotic signaling pathway
Molecular function (GO): protein tyrosine kinase activity; GTP binding; ATP binding
Source: RefSeq, a predicted model, not a curated record